This is a messenger RNA of Arachis stenosperma, 1970 nucleotides long. RefSeq lists its product as uncharacterized. The record is from RefSeq and is a predicted model, not a curated record. The transcript is spliced from 13 exons. Gene Ontology annotation, molecular function: protein binding. Bases 220 to 1629 code for a protein of 469 amino acids. Lineage: Eukaryota; Viridiplantae; Streptophyta; Magnoliopsida; Fabales; Fabaceae.
AGUACCUAGUUCAAUUCUCAUUUUCAUUUUACCAAAUUUUCUGAUUUCAUAUAAAUGUUUACAUUGAUUCCUGAAUCUUGAGGUGAAGUAUGAAAGUCCACGCACGAGAAUUGCUUGCUUCGUGUCGUUGUGAGAGUGAUGCUCGUGUUCCCUGAUUAAACUCCAAAUUCUUCACAUAUCAGAUUAGAUUUCGAAAGCGAGUGAGUGGAAGAAACAUACAUGGAAGGAGACGGUCUGAAAUUGGUCAGAUGGGGUUACGAGGUUCGAACUUCAUCUGAGCCCUGCAUCUCCGCCAUCAACUCCUACUACCAUCAGGUGAUGAGCUAUGGCAGAGAUAGGUGUGUGAUUCUUGAUGCGCUGGACCAUGAUAACAACUGUGUCCUGGCUAACAUCUUAGCCGCUCAUUUCCUUCUAUCCGUUGACCCUUUUCGAGCUUCCUCUUGUCUUCUCUCCGCCAAAUUGCACCUUGAAAAUGCUACAUUCUAUGAGAAACUAGUUUUUGAAUGCAUUAAUUACUUGAUAUCUGAAGAGAGAGAUGAUGAUGUGGCUCUUCAACUGCAUUCUAAGGUUCUAAAAGAGUUUCCAAAGGAUCUAGUUACACUAAAGAGAGCACAAAUCUUGUGCUUCUAUAUGGGUCGGCCUGAUCUGUCUUUCUCACUUGUUAAUCAGGUUCUGCCCCAAAAUGAAGGAGAAAACUACUUAUAUGGCAUGCUUGCUUUUCCUUUAUUGGAGCUUGGAAAAAUGAGAGAUGCUGAGGAAGCUGCAAAAAGGGGACUCAACAUCAAUGAGGAAGACAGCUGGUCACAGCAUGCUCUUUGCCAUGUUCUUCAAUACGAGUGCCGUUUUAAAGAAGCUGUGAACUUCAUGGAAAAAUGUUCACCAUCAUGGAGUUCUCUUUCAUCUUUUAUGUUAACCCACAAUUGGUGGCAUGUAGCCCUUUGUUACUUAGAAGGUAGUGCACCAAACCAAAGAGUGCUUGAAGUAUAUGACAAUCAUAUAUGGAAGGAGUUAGACAAAACUGAUGCCCAUGGCGCAGAGGUUUACUUGAAUGCCGUGGGUUUGCUUUUGCGGUUGUAUGUACGAGGUGAAUCAGAUCUCACUGAUAAUCGUCUCAAGGUGCUUGCUGAAUGCCUAACCGAUCAAGCAAACUGGUAUCUAGAGUGGCACCUUGAUGUAUUGACAGUGUGGGCUUUGGCAAAAUCUGGAAAAUUUUCUGAAGCAGCAGAUCUCCUUAAGGGUUUGAAAGAAAGGGUUUCAAGGAUGAAUAUAAAGAAACAACAAUCAAUGCAGAGAGCAAUGAGGCUUGCAGAAGCAGUUUAUGCGUAUGGAACAGGUAAUGACAAACAUGGAGUGGAAUUACUAGGUCCAGAUUUUGAUGCCAUGGAUUAUAAGAUAAUUGGGGCAUCUGAUGAACAAGUUGAUGUAUUCAAUGAUGUUUGGUUUAGCAUGUUGCUGAAUGCUGAAGAAGCAAUGAAGGCCAUUGAAGCAAUCGAAAAGCAAAUCAAGAAGAGGGAAGGCAUCCCCUUAUAUUGGCGAAUGCUGGAGAGAGCGUACAAACUCGCAAACAGGCCAGAAGCUGAACAUGCAAAGGCGAAGGCCAAGGCAUUGGAGGAAUCUUAUUUCAACUAAAGGAACAAGAAACAAUUAUAUCGUAUACGUUUCUUGCACAAAUGCUACAAGUUGUUUUGUAGCUUGUAGUGGUAACCAAGUAUGUAAAAUAAGGCAAUGUGUUAGAUCCAUCAGAUUAAACUUGGUGUAUCAUGUCGAAGUGAUUUAAUGGUAUAAAUUUACAUGAUGCAUUAUCAUAUAUCAUACACCAAAUUUAUACCACUAGAUUACCUUAUAGGCAUGAUACGCCAAGUUGUGUAUCAUAACUGUAUCAUAACAUUCUCUAUGAAAUAAAUGUAAAGGGAUACAGGCUUGCGGUGGGGUUUGAUCCCCACCAAUGCGAAAUUUCCCCUUCAAUUGCA